Myxocyprinus asiaticus (Chinese sucker) is the source of this 2054-nucleotide messenger RNA. RefSeq names its product family with sequence similarity 221 member A (gene fam221a). The record is from RefSeq and is a predicted model, not a curated record. NCBI's taxonomy places the organism in Eukaryota, Metazoa, Chordata, Actinopteri, Cypriniformes, Catostomidae. The transcript is spliced from 6 exons. The coding region runs from base 301 to 1095 and encodes 264 amino acids.
GGGCAGCAUGGGAAAUGUAGUCCACAAAUCUUAACUGAGAUUGAAAGAUAAGGACUCCAGUUAAAUGGUUGCGUGAGAGCAUCUGAGAGACCAUUCAUAUUAAACUUUUAUUAGUCUACUACAGAAAAAAAUCUUUAAAUAAAGGCCCCAUUAACUGACGAAUCAUCUUUGCUAGAAGCGCCGUUGCUUAGAAACACAGACACAAUGCUUCACGUAAACAAGCUCGUGCAGCCUCACUGUAGUUUUUAACAAAAGGCAAAACAGACAAGACAACAAAAAUAGUGUUACAGUCACUGAGGAAUGGAAACGACACACUCUGACAAACAUGCAAGCAAUGCAGUGGAUGCCUAUUUAGAAUACAGAAGGAUUGUAGGGGAAGAUGAUGGAGGUAGGCUGUUUUCAGAGGAUGAAUACAUAAAAUACAAGGAGACAGUGGUGCCAGGAAGAAUUCAGAACCGACUUUAUGUCAGUUUUGGCGUCCCUGGACAGAUAGACUGCAAACUCAUUGGACCAGAGACACCUUGCUUUUGUACACACAGGUAUAAACAGCACUGCACAGACUUUGAGGAAUUGCAGAAGGAAAGGCCUAUACUCUUGCCUUGUAGGGUUAGAGGUUGUCAGUGCGUAUCCUAUCAAUACAUUCAUAUCAACGGCUCUAAGCCUGUGCGCUGCCAAUGCAAGCACACAACCAGUGAGCACAGUGAAGCUAAAGAGCACCGAUGCAAGAAAUGCACUCACUGCACUGGCUAUCGAAGUCCAUUCACCUGUGGAUGUGGUCAACCUGGAUAUGCCCAUGUGACGCUGGUUGAAACCAGGGAAGAGCGCAUGGCACGGGGUUGUCCAGUGGGCACAGAUGUUCCUUAUGCAGCCAUGGGAGGCCUGACUGGGUUCAGCUCGCUGGCAGACGGCUACCUAAGACUGGAUCCCAGUGGCAUAGGACCUCUGUCAUCUAAUACCCUGAAAUCUGACCAGGACCUAGCUCACGUGUUUGAGAGAGCAAAUACACCACUCACCGAGACUACAACACAUAAAGAGGAAAGAGGCAAAACAGAAAAUGUAACCAAGGAGAUGAAAACAAAGAAUCCAAUCUUCUAGCAAUUUAAUGUUCAUUAAAGUUUAAGUGAAUGCUGUAUAUUACUCUUGGUAGUUCUAAUAGUGCUAUACAUUAGAUGUUAAUUCCGCAGUGCUCACAUGCUUACUUUAAAUUGCCAGUCUUUUAAAAAUCAAAUGUCGCAGGGGCUUGGGUAGCUCGAAUACUGAUGCUGACUACCACCCCUGGAGUCACGAGUUCGAAUCCAGGGCAUGCUGAGUGACUCCAGCCAGGUUUCCUAAGCAACCAAAUUGGCCCGGUUGCUAGGGAGGAUACAGUCACAUGGGGUAACCUCCUCGUGGUCGCUAUAAUGUGUGGUUCUCGCUUUCAGUGGGGCACGUGGUGAGUUGUGCGUGGAUGCUGCGGAGCAUAGCAUGAGCCUCCACACGUGCUACGUGUCUGCGGUAACGCACUCAACGAGCCACGUGAUAACGCAGAGGCAACUGAGAUUCAUCCUCCGCCACCUGGAUUGAGGCGAGUCACUAUGCCACCACGAAGACUUAGAGCGUAUUGGGAAUUGGGCGUUCCAAAUUGGGGAGAAAAGGGGAGAGAAAAAAAAAAUUCAAAUGUUGCUUAUAAAACAAUAGCUCUAGUUUAUUUACUUAUUAAAACUAUGCUAUUAUGUAUUUAAGUUGUUGACAGUUCCCUUUUUUUUCUUUUUUUUCAGAUUUUAGGUUAAAAUGUAUGGUUAAAAUGUAUAUGAAUGUGUAAGGGAUGUGUAUAUUUUACAUACUCUGUGAAAAUGUGGAAUCACCUUUGAGCUUUUUUGCAGUUCACUUAAAUGGUCCUGCAAGGUAACAAUGCAUUUUGUCAAGUUUAAAUAUUCUAUAUAGUCCUCCAAUUAAAGAGAUAGUUCACCCAAAAAUUAUAAUUCUCUUAUCAUUUACUUAACCUCAUGCCGUCUCAAACUCGUAAGACUUUCUUUCUUCUGCGGAACACAAACAAAGAUAUUUUGCAGGAUGUA